AUGUCAGACUAUGGGCUCGCUUUACCGAAGACGUCCGCAAUGAUCUGGACAGCAAGAAUACAAUUCCUCGCACUUUGCUUUACACAAUUGCAGGCAGGCUGGGAAACUGGUACCGCUGGGCCUUUGAUUCCUAGAUUGCAAAUAUUUUACCAUGUCAACUAUGCCAUUGUCUCCCUCAUUUUCAUCACGAAUUGCGCCGGUUUCCUCAUAGGUGCGACAGCAAACGUGUACUUAACCGAGAGAUUCGGCUUCGGAAAAGCUUAUACUGGAACAGGCUCUUUUGGACAAAUCAUCGCUUAUCUGCUUAUGAUCCCAGCGUUGCCAUUCCCCGUGUUCUGUGUUGCGUUCCUCUUUAUUGGCUGGAGUGUAUCCCUUCAGGGUGCCCAAAGUAACAGUUACAUUGCGGGACUGUCAGAAAAUUCGUCCGCGAAGAUGGGCAUAAUGCACGCAAUAUUUGGCCUGGGGGCGGUCUGCUCACCGUUUGCUGCCACGCAAUUCGCGAAAAUGCCGAGGCACUGGUCGUUUCAUUAUAUCAUUUCCCUGGGAAUUGCAAUAUUUGACACUCUCUUGCUUGUUCUCGUGUUCAAAGGGCAAACUCAAGACGACUGUCUGCGCGAAAUCGGAGAAGCUCCAACCAAACAGGGGACUAGCACAGACAGCAAAUACAAGCAGAUUCUAACGCAUAAAAUCGUUCAUCUACUUGCCUUCUUUAGUUUGGUUUACGUUGGUAUCGAAAUCGCCAUUGGAGGAUGGACUGUUUCUUAUAUGCAGAAGUACCGUGGUGGAGGGCCAUCGGCUGGUUAUAUCUCGACUGGUUUCUAUGGAGGACUUACGCUUGGACGAGUCGGCCUCUUAUGGGUGAAUGAAAAGGUCGGAGAACACUUAAUCGUUUUCACAUAUAUACUGCUUUGCCUAGCGCUGGAGUUAAUCGUGUGGCUCGUGCCGAACCUGGUUGCAGGCGCGAUAGCGAUCUCCUUCGUUGGACUUUUCCUUGGCCCAAUGUACCCUAUCCUCAUGAAUGAGACUGGCCGCGUGAUUCCGCAGUGGCUCCUUAGCGGGUCCAUCGGCUGGAUCGCAUCUUUUGGCUUUGCAGGUUCGGCACUUUUCCCGUUCGUCGCUGGUGCGCUCGCUGAGAGGUUCGGGAUAGUGAGCUUGCAGCCUGUCCUUAUUGUUCUUUACGGCGUGUUGUUUGCGCUGUGGACAUUAGUCCCAAACGGGAAGAAGUACACAACGCAAGGGGAGAUGAUAUAA
This is a messenger RNA of Fomitiporia mediterranea MF3/22, 1251 nucleotides long. Its product is annotated as MFS general substrate transporter. The record is from RefSeq and is a predicted model, not a curated record. Bases 1 to 1251 code for a protein of 416 amino acids. NCBI's taxonomy places the organism in Eukaryota, Fungi, Basidiomycota, Agaricomycetes, Hymenochaetales, Hymenochaetaceae. Gene Ontology annotation, molecular function: transmembrane transporter activity. The transcript has 13 exons. Gene Ontology annotation, biological process: transmembrane transport. Gene Ontology annotation, cellular component: membrane.